Esox lucius (northern pike) is the source of this 6718-nucleotide messenger RNA. RefSeq names its product supervillin d (gene svild). Lineage: Eukaryota; Metazoa; Chordata; Actinopteri; Esociformes; Esocidae. The coding region runs from base 362 to 5068 and encodes 1568 amino acids. Gene Ontology annotation, biological process: cytoskeleton organization; actin filament severing; barbed-end actin filament capping. The record is from RefSeq and is a predicted model, not a curated record. Gene Ontology annotation, cellular component: actin cytoskeleton; cytoplasm. Gene Ontology annotation, molecular function: actin filament binding; phosphatidylinositol-4,5-bisphosphate binding. The transcript is spliced from 31 exons.
AGAAAGUCAUAGUGUGCAGUGCAGCAGUGACCAGCAGCGGCUGCAGUUGUUAUGUAUUAGCAGUUUUACAUCUCCACUUGCAAGUUUCGGAAGCUAUUGGAAAGUAGCCUUGGGAAAGCGAAGAACUACAGUACAGGUAGUACAGUAGGCUAUCGUAACAGAUAUUGUGUGAGAUGAUUUUAAUGAAGUGAUCCAUCGUCCUUUGAUUGGAGGCUUCAAAAGCUGUCGACAUCCGAAAUAUUAUUGAACUUCGAAAGGAAAAAAAACUGUGACUCACUUGAUAGGGUUGUGGCUAUUGGAGUUUGGGUCCUCAUACUCCAGGACUUUAAGAGCAGGAGGUCUUAAAAGGAGCCACGCCAAAAUGGACGCUGUCGACACCCUCCAGAGUGCCCCCUUAGAAACCAAGGCAGAACGCAUUGCCCGCUACAAGGCAGAGAGAAGGAGAGAGCUGGCAGAGCGCUAUGGAAAUGUGGAGGACGUCACGUCCAGAUAUACCAGGAAGGACAGGAAAGUCGCAGAGACCACUGAGAAGGUGAAGCCUGAUGACAAAAGCUCCGGGUCUGAGCUGUCAUUCUCCAGUCGAGCCACCAGGAGUAGGAUGGCAGACCGUGAAGAGUCGGUUGAGAGUGUAUCAUCCCAAGAAACACUGGGAGAUGAGAAGCCCCACACGGAUACACCUGCCCCCUCAAAGUCAGAAUCUUCUACCACCAAGAAGAAUAUCUCGAAUUACAGCAUGCACACACUGCAUGUUGUGGCCCCUCCAGUUCAUCCACCAGUCAAGCAAAGAACAGGGUCAACAAUGGGCCGCCGACCCCUCCGGUUGCUUAGGGGGAAUUCGGAAGGCAGUCACCCAGGUUACAGGCGUGUUCAGACACUGCAGGUGACCGCCAGUGAAGUCCGACCCCCUCAAUGGUGUGGUUCAAGGCCGUGCCACAAUCUUCUGAAAGACGGUGACGCCAAGCAGCCAACGGUCCCUGACAGGAAGAUGGAUGACAGAGCUAAGAUGAGCAUGGCUACCAAGACGUCUGUGUUUCAGGGGCCGGAGAAGACCGAGGAGUCGCCCCUAACAACAGAGAGGCGUGGGCGUUGUGCCAAGGACGACAAUCCAGCAUCCACCCAUCCAAUCACAAUGGAGGAGAUGGCGGCGGGAGGCAGCCCUCCAAAGGGAGGCGUGGUCGGGGAGACUGCCGACAUACCCAGCUGGCACCACGCCCACAUGACGCUCUCAUCAUCCAGUUCGGCCCUAACAUCAAAUGUCCAAAACGAUGAGGACAAGUCCCCUGCGCCCUCCCAGCCUGCCUUGCUGCUGCGCCAAGACUCGGGCACCCGCAGUGGCAUCAAGGGCAUCCUCAAAAAGAGCCGCUCCACAAGCGUCGAGUCGGACUACAGUGAAGGAGGGGCCCCCGACAGCACCCCCGCCACCGGGGUGGUCCGACAAACCAGCGUCACACUGAGCCACCCUGAAAGCGAUGAAGAAGAGGACGAAGAGGUGAAAACUGAGGAAAUUGGGGAAGAGUUCCUGUUACCACUACAGGAUGAAGAGACAACGGUGGACGAUAACCCUGACGGAGGAUGUUUCAGCACCCCCCAGAUGCCGAGAGGUGCUGGCCGCGGGGGUAGCAGCAGUUCAGGGGAGGACCUCCAGAGCCGGUCACCCUCUCCAGGGGGAAACCGGGGGGAGGAACAGACUCCCUCCCUGGGGGAUAAGACGUCGUCGGUGGACACAGAAGACGGAGAGGACCAGGAUGUAGACAGCAGUCUGGACAGCAGUACAGGGUCAGCGCUUAAAGAGAGGUUGGCUGAAAUGAACAGCGGCGAUGAGGAGUGGAAAGCCAAACUGAAGAAGCCCAAGCCCAGCGACUUGGUUCAGAAGUCUCUGGCAGACCGUUUCAACCAGCUCCAGGACUCCGGAGACGCCUGGAAGAAGAAGAAGUCCAGUGCCGAUGUAGAGACCAAGAUGUCCCUGGCGGAAAGGAUGAAGAUCCUGCAGGAGAACGAGGAGGCGUGGAAGAGCAGAGGGCGUGGCGCCGCCAACGACUCCACCCAGUUCACAGUGGCCGGGCGCAUGGCCAAGAGAGGCCUGGUGUCAGAGAUGGGUAAAGAGGAAUCUCCCAUUUCCCACAUGAAGAAGUCCAUAGCAACCCCGGUCAAGCCGCAUGAAGAAAUCUCCACUCAGAGUGGGGUUAAGGUGGAAGGGGACAAGAGGCUGGACAAGCUGGAGUCCUUUCUGGACAAGCUUCACAACAAAGGCAUGGGAAACAGCCAGAUGUCCACCAUUGAGGUGACAGCCGAGACUGAGAAGGAGGUUAUGACCCUGGAUGACGAGGAGACGUUUGGCCGCUUCUACAAGCCUGUGUCGCCCUCCUCCCGAAAUUCUGGCAUUACUGCGCUGACCCAGGAGGACCUCCGCGAUCUUCAGGCGGACACGCCAAAGUUGACGUCGGCGGGUACGGAACACAAGCGCGCCGUGCGUCCUGCUCGGAACAACCAAGGCUCGCGGAACCCCCUCCGAGCCCUGGCGGCACGCAAUGACAUCCGCCAGGGCUACACAGAACAGAGACUCAACGUGGCUACCGUGGAAACCAAGAGGAUCCAAGUGGAGAGGAUGGCCAAGCAUUCCAACCUGGCUGACGCAGCUCUGGCCGGUCUGGCCAGCAAAGAGAACUUCCGCAAGAUCAACCUGCGCAGCACCAAGUCCACUGAGGUGGUGACCAACAACAGCACGCUGCCCUUCCACAAACUCAUGCUGAUUCGCAUUAAAGGUCGGCGUCACGUGCAGGUGCGGCUGGUGGAGCCCACGGCCCGCUGCCUGAACAGCGGCGACUGUUUCCUGCUCAUCACCCCCAAACACUGCUUCAUGUGGAGUGGAGAGUUUGCCAACGUCAUAGAAAAAGCCAAGGCCUCAGAGAUGGCGGCGUUCGUACAGGCCAAGAGGGACCUGGGCUGUAAGGCCCCCCAGGUGACUGUGCUGGAGGAGGGCAUCAACACUGACAACCGAUGGGCUAAGGAGUUCUGGAACCUUCUGGGGGGCAAGACGGACUACAGAGGUGCAGGGGAGCCGGAGGAGGACGAGCUGUACGAGUCUGGUGUGUUGGACUCCAACGGGGUCUACCGGCUGCAGGAGGGCAAGCUGGUCCCCUAUCAAGAGGCCUGGGCCUCCAUCCCCAGCGUUACACUGCUGAACUCUAAAGAGGCACUAGUGUUUGACUUCGGCAGUGAGGUGUAUGUGUGGACCGGGAAAGACGUGUCCCUGGCUGACAGAAAGGUCGCUGUGCAGUUAGGCAAACAGCUGUGGAGUGGUUCCUACGACUACAGUGGCUGCAGGGUCAACCCCCUGGACGCCUGCUCGUCCAAUACCGACAUCCCUGAGCAGGGCGAGGGGCGUCCCAGCUGGACUCUGUUCGGCCGUCUGUCUGAGCACAACGAGACAGCUCUGUUCAGAGAGAAGUUCCUGGACUGGGCCGAGAGGAAAAAAGAUGAGGCUGCCAUGGAGGAGGCCAAGAGCCCUGUCAGCUCUACCCUUCGGUCACCAAUCGACGGUGCCAAGCCAGACAUUUUGAAACCCUGCGAUGCCAAGGCCCUGCUGAAUGGCGCUGCAGACCCCAUGCGCUGUAUUCUUGAGGGGGUGGACGUGCAGCGCGGCCACGGCCUCGUCCGGACGGAGGACGGGCGCCAGGCUGACCUGGCCACGGUGGCAGUGGACGCCUGGCACAUACGGGAGUUUGAGGAGGAGGAGCUGCCGCUGGCGAGCGUGGGCCAGCUCCACGAGGGAGACACUUACGUGAUCCGCUGGAAGUACUCUGUCACCACCGUGGUGGGUAAGAGGCAGAAGCCGGGAGAACUGAGUAGCGGGGGUGCGGGUCGAGAGCGCAGCGCCUGCUUCUUCUGGCAGGGCCGCCACUCCAGCGUCAGCGGCAAAGGCACCUCUGCACUGAUGACGGUGGAGCUGGGGAGCCACAGGGGGGCGCAGGUGCUGGUGGCACAGGGGAAGGAGCCUCCUUGUUUCCUGCAGCUCUUCCAGGGAGGCCUGGUCAUCCACAAAGGCAGCCGGGAAGACGCCAGCAACACAGGCGCUUGGCGUCUGUACUGUGUGCGUGGCGAGGCCCUGGCGGAGGCAUCUCUGGUGGAGGUGGAAUGUUGCUGUGCUAGCUUGCGCUCCCGUGCCACCCUGGUUCUGCUGGGCGCCCACCAGGGACAGCUCUACCUGUGGCACGGUUGCAAGUCCCACGCCGGAGCCAGGGAGGUGGGCACCAGGACCGUGGAAAGGCUCCAGCAGACGCAUCCGUCUGAGCUGGGCCUGAACAGUAACAGCAGUCUGAAGGUGGAGGUGGUCGAGGAAGGCACGGAGCCAGCAGGGUUCUGGAAUGCUUUGGGACAGCAGGACAGGAAGGCCUAUGACUGUAUGCUCCAAGAUCCAGGGAAAUACAACUUCACACCCCGCCUGUUCCACCUGAGCGCUAGUUCUGGGGUGUUUGAAGGGGAGGAGCUGUUGUGCCCGGCCCGGGUGACAGACGCUGUCAUGGCAAUGCCCUUCCUCCAGGAGAAUCUCUACUCUGUACAGCAGCCAGCCCUCUUCAUGCUGGACAACCGUCUGGAGGUGUACCUGUGGCAGGGCCGGCAGCCCGACGAUGAAGAAUGUACCGGCUCAGCCAAGAUCCGCUGGGAGAACCAGAAGAAGUGUGCCAUGGAGACAGUGCUGCAGUACUGUAAAGAGAAGAACUCUCGGCGCCCCCCUCAGGCCUACCUUGUCCUAGCUGGCUCUGAACCUCUCACCUUCACCAACAUAUUUCCUUACUGGGAGAGAGACCCCAGCAUCAUCCCACAGGCGGAGGGGGCACGGACCAAGGUGACCCUGGUGCAGGAUGCCUUGAACCGGUUGAGUAAGAACCAGUACUCUGUGGAGGAGCUGACAGCCAAGCCCCUUCCAGAAGGAGUGGACCCCCUCCGGCUGGAGAUCUACCUUUCAGACCAAGACUUCCAGGGGGUCUUAGAAAUGACUCGCACCGAAUUCAAUGCCCUGCCAAACUGGAAGCAAAAGAACUUAAAGAAAAGCAAGGGACUUUUUUAAAAAUGAUGAUUGCGUAAUCCGUACGGCACCUUUUUUGUACUUUUAUAUUCCAAUGGUAAUCGUGUCAAGUUUUUGUUCAUGUAAAGCGAAAGGAAAAAAUACAACUAAUGUGUACAGUCUUGUAUUUGUGUUAAAACAUUAACCUCUUUUAAAAAUGCUUGUUUUAUGGAUCUUUCCUACAAAGCAAUAUAUCAUAGUCCAUAUAUAUAUACAGUAAGUGUUACAGUACCUUUUGGCUGCAAGGGUUCUUGCAAAUUACAAAUUCCCCUGAAUUAUAAAUAUGUAUUAUAAAUGCCUGUUUUUAUAUGUGUACUGUAAUGUUGUCGAUUUUGUCAAGAGUGGAAGAUUGUCUUCAUGUCCAUUGUCUUCUUGACUGGUUAUCAUUGUCAAAAACACUAUAGCAGUAGUAUUCAACUGGUCCUGGGAACCCAAAACACUUCCAGUUUUGUUUCCACUUGCUAUUUAACUACACUCAGGUCUGGGUUAGUACUUAAUUAACAGGAGAGGAUGAAAACCCAAAGUGUUUUAUAUCCCAAGGACCAGAGUUUAAUAUCACUGCUAUUGGGCCAUUUCUGCAUUCAUUCAUUACCUAAGUUGCCACUAGGUUUAUUUCAAUUGAGUUAUAACCAAAGUCAUUUUGGGUGGCUUCCCAGACCGAAUCCUGGACUAUUUCUGUUGAUAUUUUGGACAGGAAAGUAAUGAAAGACAGAUUUUGCUGAAGGGCAAAAGACGCAGAAGGAACACAUGAUGCAGCAGUACGCUACAUGUGGACCAGACACAGCGGCUUAGUCCACUGGACAUUCCAAAGCCACCUAAAAAGCCUUUUCAGUUGGGGGUAUUCUCUCUUGACGUAGCUGUUCUUGUCUGUUGAACUGCCCAUUUCAUUUUCAAGUCUUCCUUGAAAAGGUGAUUUAAACAACACUAUAUAAUUAAAAAUGAUGUGUAAAAGUUGCUUAGAGGAGCUAUUUGUAGAAUUUCCUUUCCAUGUGGAAGCUGGGUAAAUUGCAGGAACAGGAGUUUGAAACUCCUAAUCCCUUUUUGCCCAAUUGGAGUUCCAAUUUUACAAAUGUUCUGAUAUUACAAAAUUGCUAUGUAUUGCACCUUUAUAGUUGCUGAAUGAGUGAUGCCAGCUGAUUCUUGAACAAUAUGUAUCCUAAAAUGCUCAUGAGCUUACUUCAACGGUUGGACUUGAACCCAAAAUAUAAGCUUGUUUUACAUUGUAAACAAUGGGCAUGUAAGCAAAAUAGCCUCAAAAGUGUUUUGUGCUUAAUAUACCAGAGAGCAUGUUUAGGUAUUCUAGCUUUAAUACAAGACAAAUCAGGGGCUGGAUCUUUUGUGAAGCCCAGUUUUAUGCAGAACGGACCGGUUUCAGUUUUACAGUUUUUUUUACUGUAGUUCUUUUUAAUACUAUGGUUAAUCUAUCCAGGAUAUAGAAUCCCACAUCUUUGGAGCAACUGCUUGUUUGCCAAUGGCUACUUGUGUGGCUGAUUUCUCUGGACCAAACCCCAUGGCAUUGCUUUAUCUCCUAACUGAAUUUGUCUGGGUUGAGUGAGCGUUAUAAAGCUGCCUUCAUAGCUACACCUGUGUGCACUAAUGAGCCCUUUUUGACCAAUGCAAUAUGUAACAAUUUACUAAACAUUGUGUAAAAUA